AUGAUUGUUCAUAUUAAUAAUAAACAUCAUGGCAUGCAAAGAAUCAAACUUAGGAAUCUUGCUCGUCUUUAUCCGAAACUAAAAAAGCGAAGUACAGCAGAAUCUUUAUUCAAAAUUGGAGAUAUUGUCCAAGAUCGAUGGGUCGUAAAUGGAUUGAUAGGCCGAGGUGGUUAUGGUCAAAUAUUUGUUGCAACAGAUAAUCUGGGUCAAGAAACUCAAGGAGUAGCCAUAAAAAGUGAACCUAAAAUGCGUAAAGGUCGACUAUCUAAGCGAAUGAUUUUGGAACAAAAAGUAUUGUUACGAUUACAAGGGCGAGUCCACGUACCAUUACUUUGGGCAAGUGGUUCCACAGAAAGAGUUAAUUAUAUAAUUAUGCAACUACUUUCGCAAAAUUUAAAUGAUAUUAGAAAGCAGAGUCCAUUCAAGCGUUUUUCACGUCCAACUAUGGCUCGCAUUGUUAUACAGGUUAAUAUAAUUCUAUCUAAAAGUUGUGGGUACUACACGUAUAAUUCAUGACG
This is a messenger RNA of Thelazia callipaeda (thelaziosis nematode), 518 nucleotides long. The record is from the annotation of a GenBank genome assembly. Lineage: Eukaryota; Metazoa; Nematoda; Chromadorea; Rhabditida; Thelaziidae.